Messenger RNA from Penicillium atrosanguineum, 1008 nucleotides. Its product is annotated as MAGE domain-containing protein. The record is from RefSeq and is a predicted model, not a curated record. Lineage: Eukaryota; Fungi; Ascomycota; Eurotiomycetes; Eurotiales; Aspergillaceae. The transcript has 3 exons. The coding region runs from base 1 to 1008 and encodes 335 amino acids. Gene Ontology annotation, biological process: DNA repair. Gene Ontology annotation, cellular component: nucleus.
AUGCCUCUGAUUCGAAAACGAAGAGCCACCGACCAAGCCCCAGAGUCAGACUCGGGUGAAGUCUCGCCCCGCCGCCAAAGACCAAGAAGCUCAUCCUCAGAAGCUGAAAUGUCCGACGACGCAGCAUCCGCGUCCUCGACAAACGCAAUGAUUCAGAAGAUGGUCCGCCUCGCGUUAUCAAGCGAGUACUCGCGUCUACCGAUCCGGCGCGCCGACAUUAGCGCCAAAGUCCUCGGCGAGCAGGGCUCACGACAAUUCAAGACUGUCUUCGAGAGCGCACAGCGCGAACUACGAGAGAAAUUCGGGAUGGAGAUGACGGAGCUUCCGGCGCGUGAGAAGACUACAAUUACACAGCGACGAGCCGCGCAAAAAACAGAGAAACCAUCCAGCACCAACAAAUCCUGGAUCCUUACCAGUACUCUCCCUACGAAAUUCCGCACCCCGUCAAUCCUACAGCCAACGAAAGCACCCUCCACAACGACAGAAAGUACCUACACAGCCCUAUACACAUUCAUCAUCGCCGUGAUCUCUUUGAAUGGUGGAACGCUAGGGGACCAAAAACUGGAACGAUACCUCGUGCGCAUGAACGCGGACCAAUACACGCCCAUUGACAAGACGGAGAAACUUCUCCAACGGCUGUGCAAGGAGGGAUAUAUCGUUAAGAUGCGGGACAUGGAUGGCGGCGAGGAGAUCAUUGAGUAUAUGGUUGGACCGAGGGGGAAGGUUGAGGUGGGGAGUGGGGGUGUUGCGGGGCUUGCGAGGGAAGUCUACGGGCUUAGGGAUGGGACGGAGGGGCGAGAGGAGUUUGAAGCCAAGUUGAGGAGAAGUCUUGGGAUUGUUGGGGUUAUGGAGAGGAGGGAGGAGGAAGAGGUAGAGGAUAGGGCUAAUGGGACGGGGGCUGGGGUGGAAGAUGGGGGUGAGGAGAGAGUUGCGACUAGGAGGUCGAGGAGAGUUGAGCAGGAGAGUUCCUCUUCUGAAGAGGAAGAGGAGGGUAGUGAUUCUGAUUGA